UUAACGUUUGCCUGCGUUUGCCUCUCUUCGGCGAUAAACUGACUGGACAUGAUCUCAACUAACCUCAACGUACUUAUCAUAAUGUUUUUCUAAUUAAUGUUAACCGAACACUAUUUUUCAAUUUGCAAUAGUGUGGAUAGAAGGACAAUAACAUAACGUUCGACGAAAUAUCAGAAGUUUUAUUGUAAAAUCUGCAACACUCGUCUAUUACCGAGCAUUACGGAGCCAAUUCAUAAUCAAAAUCCUCGUACUUUUUUACCGGUUUUUUAGCAUCGCAGCUUCAAAAAAUGAAUAUAGUGUGCGUGAUAUGCAGUGACUUGUUGACACCAUCCGAAGAUGUUUUCCACACACCAUGUGGACAUAUUUUCCACUAUCCAUGCUUGAUACAAUGGCUUGAAAGAUCAAAGACAUGUCCACAAUGUAGAGAAAAGACAACAGAGGCUAAAAUACAUAGGAUAUAUUUUAAUUUUUCAAACAACGACACUAUCAAGGAAGAUGCUACGUGUUUACAACAGAAACUCGAUAAUUUGACUUUUCAGGUACGGCUAAAAGACAAGAAUAUAAGCAAUCUUACAGAGUCCAAUGAAAAGUUGGAGAAGAUGACAACUGGAUUAAGACAAGAAGUUCGGAAAAUUGAAAGUGAAAUGAAUGGCAAAAAUAGUGCAAUUCAUGCACUUAAAGAGCAAAUCAAAUUUUAUAAACAGAGAUGUUUAGACACAGAGAGCUAUGUAAGAGAGAAUGAAUGUCUGAAGAAACGUCUUGACAAUUUAAAAAAUAUACAAAAUCUCAUUGAUCUUUCUAUAGACGAAGUGGACGAUGCAAUUAUGAUGACAAGUGACUGUUCCAAACUUGUAACAUAUAUAUCAGUAUUAAAAAGAGAACUGGCAGUUAUGUCCAGGAAAAGCAAAGAAAUUAGAGAAAAAUAUAAAAAACUGCAUCUAGAAAAUUUAAACAUUUCUACAGAAAAUAAAAUGUUGGUAGAAGAACGUGUUAAACGAAGAGAAUUAGAAAAGCAAGUAAUAAACUGUGAAAGUGAGAAAAUAGCUUUGCAAACGCAGCUUCUGGAGAUGCAGAAAGAGGAACGCAAAUGCAUCUGUAAUAAAGCAUCUAAAAUAUCUUUGGAAAGUCAAGACAGCUUACAAGUGGAACAUGAUAGAAAAUCUGAUAUAGCAAUAAAUGAUUCUGUGCUAGAUCUUGAACAUACUUUAAAACUUGAAAAGGAUGACAAUUGGAUAAAUUCAUCUAACACUGAGAAUUUCCAACGAAGUGUGCCUAUAAAGUCAUCAUAUUAUCUGGUGAAAAACGGGAUUAAAAGACAGGCAUCUAAUAACAGUUUACAAGUACCUCCCAUACUGAUGAAAAAGUCGAGAUUUAAUCAACCGACACAAAAGACUGCCAGUGGUAGUGGUAUGAGUUUUGAUGGCUUUGGAGGACAUGCCAAAUAUGAUCAAUUUCCUAAUCCAAUUAGUAGUUCACACGUUAAAAAAAUUAGAGAAAUUAGAGAAAUUCGAGAUGCUUUAAAAACAAAACAACUGAAACUUAAUGCAGUAAAAGAACAGGAGAGAAUUCACAGAGUUUAGAAGCGAUUCCCGGCUUUGAAGAUAGCGAGUGCAAUUUUACAGAAUUAAUUUCUCUUCGCGGAAGGCAGUUCCUUUCAAUUCACCUACUUUCUGCCGCGGAACCAGCAACGGCCACUGGAAAUUUGUUGCAAUAGAAAGCGGCCUCUCGGCUUUCGGCAAAAGGAUUAAUCGUUUCCCGAUUCCGUCCUUUGUAGUUGCGUCGAGGACGCACAGCAGGAAUGCACACUGACCAUUCGCGCUACGUCCUCUGCGUGUUGCCGAUCGAUUCGGGCUUGUCCGUGCUUGUUCGUUUCGUACCCGCCACAGCCUCCGCACCGUUUCGAUCAGAUCGUCGAGAGAGACUUGAUUGUCGCCGUCAAAGUUUGGAAAUGAAGAUGAUCAACGGUGAUCACUGUUUGCGUUCGCGCACUCGAAACGAACGAGUACGCGCGUAUGCGUAACAAUGUUGACGAAUAAAAUUGAUAUAUCCAAAGAUAGAACCAGAAAUUAUUGUAGAAUGAGAAUUAUCUUACGAUUUAUCUUGUUAAAAAUUGCUCGAUAUUGAUUUUAAUUGAUUUAAAAUUCGCAUUUUUUAAGACAAAUUCCAAAUAAUUUUUAAUAUUGGACUGAGUAAUUAUUGCAUUUGUUUGAUUAGAAUUAUAUUACUUUUAAUAAAACUUGGAAAAUAUUAUUUUAAUUUUUUGUGUAGUAAAAAAUUAAUAAACACAUUUAAAAUAAGAAAUUGAUAUUGUCGGUCGAUAUAAAAGUUUUUUUUUUUUAAAUGCUACAGAUAUGCAAUAAUUACUGUUAUAUUAUGCAGAUUCAUUUACCGUCAAACUGUGCGUCACUCGAUAAAACAAACGAUAUUUAUUAUUAACCAAGGAAAUAAAUUUGAAAUUGAAAUAACGAAAACUAGAGUAUCUCUAAAAUUUGACUGAAGAUUGCGUAAAAUGACACUUUCCAUACUGCAUAACACGAUCCAAUUUAUCUGAAUGAAGUCGCAGUUGCAUCGGCAAAUUGCUGCGAGAGCGCGUUUCCAUUUCUACAGUAAUUGACGUGGCUCCGUGAAAUUAAACGAUCCCGAUUAACGAAAUCGACUGCAAACCGCCGUUUACCAUUAUGCGAAUGUUCGACAACACUCGACAAACUUGUAUCCUUUGCACAUUAUCAUAAUUACAAUGCAUUGUAUUGGAGCGCUUUGAUUAAUUAAAUCAAACUAUUUGCGAUAUUUACAAAGUGAAAGCCACAAUAAACUUUUUAAAAAGCCCUUAA
This is a messenger RNA of Solenopsis invicta (red fire ant), 2831 nucleotides long. RefSeq names its product E3 ubiquitin-protein ligase TRAIP-like (gene nopo). Bases 288 to 1580 code for a protein of 430 amino acids. Gene Ontology annotation, molecular function: zinc ion binding. Lineage: Eukaryota; Metazoa; Arthropoda; Insecta; Hymenoptera; Formicidae. The record is from RefSeq and is a predicted model, not a curated record. The transcript is spliced from 8 exons.